This is a messenger RNA of Labrus bergylta (ballan wrasse), 1201 nucleotides long. RefSeq names its product stomatin (EPB72)-like 3b (gene stoml3b). Gene Ontology annotation, cellular component: plasma membrane. Lineage: Eukaryota; Metazoa; Chordata; Actinopteri; Labriformes; Labridae. The record is from RefSeq and is a predicted model, not a curated record.
UUAGAUUCACUUCUCUUAUAACUAACUGCCUGAGUGCACUUCCCCUAUCACUUUGAUCCAGUACAUGGAAAUGGAGCACAAUAUGGAAACCGGGAAGAGAAGAGUCCUGAGCAAAGAAGAUUUAAUAUCUGAGCGGACCGGGUCUUUAGGAUGCAUUGGUUGGUUCAUCGUCAUACUCUCUGGCGCCUUUACACUCAUCCUUUUCCCUAUUACCAUCUGGUUCUGUCUGAAGAUUGUUCAGGAGUAUGAGCGAGCUGUCAUCUUCAGACUGGGACGCAUCACAGAUAGGAAGGCUAAAGGACCAGGAAUUUUCUUCGUUUUGCCAUGCACUGAUUCCUUUGUGAAAGUGGAUCUGCGAACAGUUUCAUUCGACAUCCCACCACAAGAGAUCCUGACCAAAGACUCAGUCACCGUUUGUGUGGAUGGAGUUGUGUACUUCCGGGUCAGUGACCCCAUCGCCUCUGUGGCCAAUGUAUCCAAUGCUGACUUCUCCACUCGUCUGCUGGCUCAGACCACCCUGAGAAAUGUGCUGGGGACCAAGAACCUCUCAGAGCUGCUGUCUGACCGCGAGGGCAUCGCUCACAGCAUGCAGUCUAGCCUGGAUGAAGCCACAGACGACUGGGGCAUCAAGGUGGAGCGAGUGGAGAUUAAAGAUGUGAAGCUGCCACAUCAGCUGCAGAGAGCCAUGGCUGCUGAAGCAGAGGCUUCACGAGAGGCCAGAGCCAAGGUGAUCGCAGCAGAGGGUGAGAUGAACGCAUCUCGUGCCCUGAAGGAGGCGUCCCUGGUGAUCGCAGAGUCCCCGUCAGCCCUGCAGCUUCGCUACCUGCAGACCCUCAACACCAUCGCAGCAGAGAAGAACUCCACCAUCAUCUUCCCCCUGCCCAUGGAUAUCAUUUCUCACUUUAUGAAGAAGUGAUUCAUCCGUUUGAUGAUCCUCUGAAGUCUGAACUGAAAUGUCAGGAUUCAAGUUAUUGCUAUUGUUUUAUCAAGGGACUGAUAUCAGGAACACCUUAACGGUUUAUAUAGACGAACGAGCUGUGAUUAGAUGCUAAAUGGCAUUUGGAUUAAAUUAGUGACCAGCAUGUCUUUGAGAAAAAUGUUAUGAAACUGCUAUAAUGCUAAAAGUAUUUCAUUAAUAGUGUCUAAUUCAUGAUGUUAUAUGAUACAUACUUUUAUGAAUGUAUAAAACUUAUUGAAGUCA